AUGCGGGUAAGGCAGCAAUACUCUAGAACCGCAGAUGAUGUCCCGGCAUUUGAUCCGGUAAAAUUGACAUUACAGGAGGGAAUAUGUCGACCACUAAACAAGACCAUAAGAUUGAUGGAGCUUGAGUGGGAAAUGAUGAGUAAUCUGAGGAGGAGGUCCUUGCUGGACUGCGAGGUAAGAGGCUUCCAAGCUUCACGGCAGUGGAGGAAGCUGACAGCUGAGAGAGGUGGAACAGAUCUGAUGGUAUCGAGAGUCCACGGACAUCAGGUGGAUCAGGCGGGUCCGGUGGAUCCGGCGGCGAAGCCGGAGAGAGAGGAGCAGCAGAGCCAACCAUCGUCUUCACCGGAUCUGGAGGUUCCGAUGGUUGGAGACCAUCACUGCAGCAGAAACGGAACAGCGCAGUCAUGGAAAAGGAAGAGAAACACCGUCGGGCUUGGGAGAGCAGGCGAACUGAAACAGAGGAGCUCGUCGGAAAAGGAGGUGACGAGGGAGGAGAACCAGAUUCCGUCUAGACUCUGCGGCGACGAGACGGAGGCUGGCUUCUGUAGAGCUAGACGCGCAAGCGGUCGGCGAGAAAGCAGAGGCGGAGGCUCAUCUGGAUCUGAGAUACGUCGUGCGGCGGCUGCCUCGGGAGGAGUGCCUGGGAGAAAAGAUUAG
Messenger RNA from Microthlaspi erraticum, 657 nucleotides. The record is from the annotation of a GenBank genome assembly. NCBI's taxonomy places the organism in Eukaryota, Viridiplantae, Streptophyta, Magnoliopsida, Brassicales, Brassicaceae.